CGCGGAGUCUUAACCACCGGACCACCAGGGAAGUCGGGGAAAAGUUGUCUUGUAAUAAGAAGUUAAAUACUAACAAAACAACAUUUUUGAGGACUUGGUCUGUGCCAGGUCAGCUUCUCCUUCCUGCCACAAAUGGCUGAAGAAGCCCUCUCCUACAGGUGUCUCCAAGUGGGCGGUGAGAAGCAUUGGUCCUCAAGAUGACUUAGAUGGUGGCCUGGGUGAGUUAUUUCACCUCCAUAAUCUCAGUUUCCCCCUCUAGGCCUUAAAUAAUAACAAAUUACAUGGGAGAAAGCUAUUCCCUUUUCAGUUCCAAUAACCUCAAGGGGAAAGUCUUCGCUGGGGGCUACACUUGCACGUGUGUAUAAUUCUUGCUGACUUCCCCCUUUUAAGAACAAUAAGUCCUCUUGGUUUUCUUUCCAGACUAUAUCCCAAAUCCCGCCCUUCCUACCACGUCCACUGCCACAACCUGAGUGCAAGCGCUGCUUACUGGCCUCCUGACCUCCAUGCUUGCUUGGCUAAAUUCAGUUCUCUACCCAGUAGCCAGUGUGCUCUCUCUACAGCUCAAAUUCAGUUAUGUCACAACUGUUUAAAAACCUUCAUCUGCAAUGGAGGUAAAAUCCAAACUACUCAUUUUGGCCUACAGGCCUCUGUAUCCCACCUGCCUCAGUGCCCCCAUCUCCCUCUGUUCCCCCUCCUCCUGGCCUUCUGUCUACCACUCACACAAAGCCUCUCUUUACACCCACUAGAAAUGGUUGGUCCCCCCGUCCUUGUAACUGACUCCUUCUCAUCAUUUAGGCCUAGAUUCAAAUGUCACCUCCUGGGAGAGGAGUUCCCCAACACUGUAACUUCAGCAGCUCCACCUGUCUCAUUCUCUACCCAGCCACCUGAGCUCCCUGGUACUAGUCUGCACUCAGCUACAGUAUCUAUCUUUUGUCUUUCCUACCACAGUUGGGCUGUAAGCUCCUGAAGGGCAGGGACCAACUCAGUCUUGGUCAUUUUAGUAUCUCCUGGGCCUGGCACAGUACCUGACCAACGGCAGGCAUUAAACACACAUUUGUUAAUUGACUGAGAGUGACACUCAGGGCUCCUGGCAAGAGCCUCCUCUUGAGAAAAGGGGGGACACCUUCCUGCCCUCAAAGUCCUGUUUUCUAGAUAGAGAUUCCCCUGCCUGUAGGUGCUUACGAGAUUUUGGGGGGUACACAAAUUCCACCUUACUUAUUUUUUUUUUUUUGGCCCUGCAGCACAGCAUGCAAGAUCUUUGUUCCCCAAGCAGGGAUUGAACCAGAGUCUUAACCAGUGGACCGCCAGGGAAGUCCCCAAAUUCCACCUUAAGUAACAUUAAAUCAUAGCGUGAGAAAGUGGAUCUUCUGUUCUCUGUGAAUUUUUCUGAUUACAUAAAAGAAAAAUUCUGUUAGUGUUACUCCUUAUCAGUUUUCCAACACUUGCUAAUCUCUGAUUUUUACAAAGUCCACAGUCUUACAGUUUUCUACAGACAUCAGUAUGUAGCUAGAUUAUAACAUUAUACUAUUUUCACUAUAGAGUUCAUAGAUGCUUUCUAUUAAAGUGGGAAGUGAUUUAAGGUAAUGUUAUGGUGUUCCUCUUUCAAAUAAAUGUAUUAGGCUUUUUUAAAAAGUAAAUUGGUUUAAAGACAUCAAAUAUAGGUGUAUGUGUAUGUGGCCAAGGUUGUGAAGGUGGAGUGCCAAUGGCUACAGUUGGAGAAUCACUGUUCCAGGUAGAGCAGCCCUUUAUGGAACACUAACUGGCCCCAAAUGAGCCCCUGGGCUGAGUGACAUUUAGUUGGUUUUUUAGUGAUAUGAGAAGUUAUUCAGCUGGUGUGAAUGAGGGGCUGGAGCCUUCCUCCUGGACCUCAGUGCAUGAAUUUGUCCAUCUCAGUCUAUUUUCCUCCAGCGUAGGGCCUUUGUUCUUUUCUGUGACUUCUGUGGUCGUGGGUAGAGAAUGGUGGGUUCUGAGACACAAAAUACUUAAUAUCCUGGUGUCAAAGUUUCCUAGUGAAGUCAGGUCCUGGGCUCUUCUUUGUCAGUCUCAUAAUCAGCUUUUAUUUGUCGAUGCACCAAAUAACCUAGUGCACAGCCUGACCACUGAAAGUUAGAGCUCACCUAUGUAAAUUCUGAAGUAAAAAAAAAGAAAAGAAAAAUUGGUCUUCCACAGCCCCAAGCACCCUCUACCCUCCCUGUCAAUCUGACCUCCAAAUGGACGGAGUCAUGUACAUAAAAUAUGCAACAAGUCCACAUCUUGGACUCAAAAUGUGCCAACUUUGUGUACGUUGUUUCUGCAGUGUGGUAUUGUAAUAUCCAACUUCUCUGUAAGUCAGACAUGCAGCAAACUUAAAUAUUUGGCUCAAAAGCCGUGUAACUUUGGCCAAGUUGCUUAACCUCUCUGAGCUUUAGUCUCUACUUCCUUGUGCUAUUUUAAGAUUAAAUAAGAUAAUUCAUGCAAAGCACGGGGUCUGCCUCAAUGUAAGUAUUCAAUAAAUGGCUAUUCACAGUUUUAUUUUGCAUCUCUUCAAUCUUAGCCCACAAAGGCUGCUCUCCAGUUUUAUUAAGUUCGUAAAUCUCGGCUGCUUCCCUCCACCCUUCGCACCAAUUCAUUCCUUCACCAGAGCCAUGCCUUGUGCCGGAUGCAGGAAUCAAACCAGGUCCCUACCAUUGCCAAGCCCACAGGCGAGAAGGAAAGAGAAACUCCUAAAGCGAGCAAAUGGCUGUAAUCGAGGUUUCUUUUCAGUGUUCUAAGGGGCGAAUGGGUAGGGGACGACUAAUUGUCUGAGACUUAGUGGUGGCUGUAUGUGUGGGCGGGGGAGGGCGUCAUUCAGGCAGCGCUUUCCCGUAUAAAGCAUGGUCACGGGAGAGGGAGCGGACUGUUGGUGCACUCCUAAGGACUGUGCGUUAUCUGCGGGAGGCGGCAGGAUCCAGGGCCUGGAGGGCCUUGAACGCCCGGCCACGAGACCGGGGUUCCAGCUAUUGGCGAAAGUAACCCGGAGAAGCUUCUGCCCAGGAGUGAGGCUUCGGCCCGGCCAAGUCACCUUGCAGGAGGGUAGCAACACAAAAGCAGAAGGAGGACUCCCGCCCGGCCGGACUGGAAAAACCCCGGUAGUUGAGGGCGGAAGUAACCGCAAGCCCGUGACAGAACCGCGGAAGAACUCCCGGCGUUCUCUACGUCCGGAGGAGCCGGAAACUCCCAGCACUAGGUGGGUGAGCCCGGCGGCACGGCGGCGGCCAAGGGAGCGGGGCCGGCUCUCUAAAGGCAGCUGAUUGGUCGGCCCCCGGCGGCGGCGUUGGCGGCUGCGCGUGGAAUUGUCACCUCGGCCUGGGAAGAUGGAAGAGCUGAGUCAAGCCCUGGCUAGUAGCUUUUCUGUGUCUCAAGAUCUGAACAGCACAGCUGCCCCACACCCCCGCCUGUCCCAGUACAAGUCCAAGUACAGUUCCUUGGAGCAGAGUGAGCGGCGCCGCCGGUUACUGGAACUGCAGAAAUCAAAGCGGCUGGAUUAUGUGAACCAUGCCAGAAGACUCGCUGAAGAUGACUGGACAGGGAUGGAGAGUGAGGAAGAAGAAGAAAAGAAAGAUGAUGAGGAAAUGGACGUGGACACUGGCAAGAAGUUACCAAAACGCUAUGCUAAUCAAUUAAUGCUGUCAGAGUGGUUAAUUGACGUCCCUUCAGAUUUGGGUCAGGAAUGGAUUGUGGUCGUGUGCCCUGUUGGAAAAAGAGCCCUUAUUGUGGCCUCCAGGGGCUCUACCAGUGCCUACACCAAGAGUGGCUACUGCGUCAGCAGCUUUUCUUCCCUUCUGCCAGGAGGCAACAGGCGAAACUCAGCAACAACAAAAGACUACACCAUUCUGGACUGCAUUUACAGUGAGGUGAACCAGACCUACUACGUUCUGGACGUGAUGUGCUGGCGGGGACACCCUUUUUAUGACUGCCAGACUGAUUUCCGAUUCUACUGGAUGCAUUCAAAGUUACCAGAAGAAGGACUGGGAGAGAAAACCAAGCUCAAUCCCUUUAAAUUUGUGGGGCUAAAGAAUUUCCCUUGUACCCCUGAGAGCCUGUGUAAGGUGCUGUCUAUGGAUUUCCCUUUUGAGGUAGAUGGGCUUCUCUUCUACCACAAGCAGACCCACUAUAGCCCUGGAAGCACUCCUCUGGUGGGCUGGCUGCGCCCCUACAUGGUGUCAGAUGUUCUUGGCGUAGCUGUGCCAGCUGGCCCGCUGACUGCCAAGCCAGAAUAUGCUGGGUACCAGCUCCAGCAGAUUAUUGAGCACAAGAGGAGCCAGAAGGAGGGAAUAAAGAAGAUACUCACACACAAGUCCUCUGAGAAUGGACGCUAUGAGUUGGAGCACCUGUCUACCCCCAAGCUGAAGAGCCCUCCCCAUAGCCCCAAGCACCCAGGGAGCCUCAUGGAUAACUAGAGAGGACAGCGUCCUUUGGGAGUCACAGGAUGGGGGUUGGUCCCAGAAGGAAGGCUGGGGAGGAGGACAGUGACGAGAACAAGAUGACUUCAUUUUAGAGCAGACUUUCUAAAGCCACUCCAGCUGGAAACAGCUUAUCUCCUAUCUGAAGUGCUGGCUUUAACAGUUGGGGGAGGUUUCCAGAUUGGGCAGUCUUUGCAUUUGAGCAGCAACUCCUGUGAAAAUGUAUUUCAGAUCCACAAUGUAAAUAUAUGUAAUUCUUACGGAAGAAGUUGUUCGUGAUUGUUAAACUUUAUUUAUUUUA
Molecule: messenger RNA, 4722 nt
Organism: Globicephala melas (long-finned pilot whale)
Lineage: Eukaryota; Metazoa; Chordata; Mammalia; Artiodactyla; Delphinidae
Source: RefSeq, a predicted model, not a curated record